Messenger RNA from Cimex lectularius (bed bug), 2579 nucleotides. RefSeq names its product polycystic kidney disease 2-like 1 protein. Gene Ontology annotation, biological process: detection of mechanical stimulus. Gene Ontology annotation, molecular function: calcium ion binding; calcium channel activity. Bases 462 to 2528 code for a protein of 688 amino acids. Gene Ontology annotation, cellular component: membrane. The transcript is spliced from 17 exons. NCBI's taxonomy places the organism in Eukaryota, Metazoa, Arthropoda, Insecta, Hemiptera, Cimicidae. The record is from RefSeq and is a predicted model, not a curated record.
UGCCUUUUUAAAAACCCUUCCUUCAUUUUAAUCAUGGACGAUACCAAAGGUAAAAUGUUCAUAAGUCGAUGAUCAUCAAUAAAAUGAAUACUCAAUAGUUUUAUUUUUAGAAUGAAUCUGAGAACAACUUAUACAGCAUUUUUGUGGUUUAAUUUACGGCUUUCUAUUCUAUCACAAAUAAAACUAAUAACAUUUCUUUUAGUCCAAAACACAAUAUGUAUUUAGUAUUCUUCAACUUUACAGAUUUAAAAAAAAAAUCGCAUACCAGUUAUUAAUCAUUUGUUAAAACUUGAUCAUUAUACCCAGCUGGUAUGAAAUAUGAAAUUUAUUGAAUAACCAUAUUUAAUUUUGCGUUAAUUUUUUCUGGGCACUUCAAGGCAUGCUGAAAAACGGAAAGAGGGCGAAAGUCUAGUGGUGAAUUUGCAUCAAGAAAUAGAGCUGUUCAUUUCUCUGCCAAAAGUAUGGAUGCAAGAAAAGGCCGGAAAAGUGUGACCAAGGAUUUAGUUCAAAACCGGAACAGAAAAGGUUGUUUCGAAACGCUCAGUUCAGCAAGAGAAAAAGGAAGAGUGAAAUAUUUGCAAGCAUCUGUAAAAGACUUCCUUAUUUUUUUACUGUUCAUGACAAUCACAUUAAUGACUGUAGUUCUGUAUGAAGAAAAACCAUCUUCUCAUUUUUUUCAAGUUGUUAGACAUCUUGUAGUUACACCUAAGUUCCUUACUCCUGGCGGUUUACCAAAAUCUUUCACCCAGAUAAAAUUAAUUGAUGAAAUUUGGAACUACUUUGAUUGGAUUUUGUUACCUGCCAUCUAUAAUACCUCGUAUACACACAAAGACAGAUUACAAAAAGAUGUUUAUGAAGAGAAAACCGAUGAAAACUUGACUAAUUUAAUAUGGGAAAAUGUUUUAGUAGGAAAUGCAAGAAUUAGACAGGUGCGAGUUAAAAACGAUUCUUGUUCGAUUCCUAAAACAUUCGAGCAUAUUUACAACUCAUGUUUCUACUACUAUAAUCCAAUUUCAAAAGAUAAUGCACCAUUUGGACUUCAAAAUUCAUCCAUUUGGACUUAUAAUGAUGCAGAGAAGACUAAAUCGUACAAUUACUUUGGUACGGUUUCUCAUUAUGAUGGUGGAGGGUAUUUUUUAGAUCUUCCGUAUGCAUACACCCAUGCUAAACAUUUCAUUACUGAAAUGUUUAACAAUACUUGGAUUGAUCAAGCCACGAGGGCGAUUUUUAUCGAUUUUACUAUUUAUUCACUUGUGUCUAAUCUUUUCUGCCCCGUGAAGCUCGUUUUGGAGCUUCCACCUUCUGGUGGAGUGAUGACAAAAUAUCAUAUCAAGCCUACAAAACUAUCAAGUUAUACGACCAAGUGGGAUUUUAUGAGACUGGGUUUAGAACUUGCUGUAUUACUAUUUAUCAUCUAUUAUAUCAUACAAGAAAUUAACGAGUUUAUCAUUCUUAAAAUAAAAUACUGUGUGACUUUUUCCAAUAUGCUAAAUCUCGUUAUUAUACUGGUUGGUUUAAUUUUUCUUUUCACAGUUGUAUAUCGAUUUGUUAUAGUUCGACAUUUUAAGAACUUCGUGCUAUCCAUUUUGCCCGGCCAUGUAGAAUUUGACACGGUCACAUACGUUCAACAAGUUUACGAAGCCAAUCUCGGUCUUUUGGCAUGUAUCGUAUGCAUAAAAUUUGUACGAUUUGCCUAUUUAACGAGAGAAGGAGCGUUUAUAAUUCACAGUUGGGAAAAGGUGAAAGAAGAGUUGUUGAUAGUUAUAGCCAUGUUUCUUCUAGUUGUGUUUGGCUUCGCAUUAUUUGCACAUAUUCUGUUUGGUGCUCAUGUCGAAAAAUUCAGUACAAUCGGUAAAUCUGUGUUCACGCUGAUCUCUCAGAUUGCUGGGGGAAAAUUUUAUUACAAAGAAUGCACUAAGGCCAGGCCGAUUUUCACCCUGAUGUUUUACAUUGUGUAUACAUUCUUAGUUGUUUUCAUUUUUAUGAAUUGGAUCAUUGCAUUAUUUUGUCAUGGUAUGGCGCUUACGGCUAGAGAACACGGUAUCGACAGGGAUUCCUGGCGCGAGUUUUUCAUUACCGACACGGUCUUCAACUGUUGGUUUCGGCUCAUGAAAUUGUUCAGAAAAGAUGAAGCAGUUGAAAAAAUGCGAAAGGCCGAGAAAUUGCACAAGUAUAAAACAGAUUUUGAAAUCAUAACUAUCUUACUAAAAAGAAAUGGAUUUUUAUGGCUGGAAAGGAUACUGUUCAUGAGGCGCCACAAAAUAAACACAGAUUCCCAUUUAAGCGAGAAACAAAUGAAUGAUAUUGUGGCCGAUAUAAAUGGAAUAAGUAAUUUAUAUUCUGAAGUUCAAGAACAUGAUUCCAUAAUGGAAUUCAUAAACAUGUUACAAAGAAGAAUAGAAGAAGUUGAACAUAACAUGGCAGACAUAGUUGUAAAAGUGGAUGUCCUCAUUGACAAAAUGACGUUCCAAGAAGAUCACAAAAAGCUAGAUGAACAGAAGAGGAUGAAAGAAAAGAAAAUGAAUUGAGUUGGUGUUCAUUUUUGUUUAUAUGUGCCACAAUAAUGUAGUUUAUUAAUA